This is a messenger RNA of Salvia splendens (bonfire salvia), 2031 nucleotides long. Its product is annotated as nicalin-1. Gene Ontology annotation, cellular component: membrane. The record is from RefSeq and is a predicted model, not a curated record. Bases 54 to 1760 code for a protein of 568 amino acids. The transcript is spliced from 14 exons. NCBI's taxonomy places the organism in Eukaryota, Viridiplantae, Streptophyta, Magnoliopsida, Lamiales, Lamiaceae. Gene Ontology annotation, biological process: regulation of signal transduction.
UAGACUUGAGACCACCUACACUCUUUCAGAUCAAAGCUCCAAAACCUCUACCAAUGGCGAAAUCUCAGUCGUCGGCGUUGGUGGAACCGGUGUACUCGUCGGCAAUUGCGCUGCUGAUUAUAGUCGUGGCGUGCGCCGAGCUCUGUGACGCCGUCGCCGUCGUAGACGUGUACCGCCUCGUGCAGUACGAUCUGGCCGGCGUGCCGUUUGGAUCCAGACUAGCCGCUCUCAACCACCACGCCGCGUCUUCUCUCUUCUCUUCCUCCGCCGCAGCUGGCGCAGCUGCCGAUCUCUCGCGCACCGUCCUAAUACUCCCCGUCCGCGAUUUGAAUCUCACUUUCAUCAGAGAAUAUAUUGAGGAGAAGAAGCCAUUAGGUGGUUUAUUGCUUCUACUCCCCCAGGUUUUCAAUCCACAGAACAUAGGUGGCAAGGAUGAAGCAGGUCAUGCUCCUGCGGUAGGCAUCAAGGAAGUGUUGCUUGAUCUGGAACGGUUGCUUAUACAUGCAAACAUCCCUUAUCCUGUGUACUUCGGUUUUGAGGAUGACCAUGUCAAUGCUGUCCUAGCUGAUGUCAAGAAGAAUGAUGCUACUGGUCAGCUGGCGACUGCCACAACUGGCGGAUACAAGCUUGUUGUUGCUGCACCUGAACCUAAGAAAAUUGUGUCUCCAACUGUAUCAAAUAUCCAGGGUUGGCUGCCAGGAUUGAGAGCUGAUGGAGAUUCAAAUCAACUUCCUACCAUAGCUGUAGUGGCAUCAUACGAUACAUUUGGGGCUGCACCGGGAUUAUCCGUGGGGAGUGACAGCAAUGGAAGUGGUGUUGUAGCACUCCUAGAAAUAGCUAGAUUGUUCUCAAUUUUAUAUUCAAAUCCUAAGACAAGAGGAAGGUAUAAUUUACUCUUUGCACUGACAUCUGGAGGGCCUUAUAACUACAAUGGGACUCAUAAGUGGCUCCAUGGGUUGGAUCAACGCUUGCGUGAGACAAUUGAUUAUUCUAUUUGCUUGAAUAGCAUUGGUUCUAUCCGCAAUGAGUUAUAUCUCCAUGUGUCUAAGCCUCCAGAGAAUGCCUACAUUAAACAAAUAUUUGAGGGUUUCUCUAGUGUGUCUGAAGAACUUGGGAUUAAAGUUGGGCUGAAGCACAAGAAGAUUAACAUUUCUAAUCCUCGGGUUGCAUGGGAGCAUGAACAAUUUUCGAGGCUGAGAGUUACUGCAGCUACACUGUCUGAGCUUUCUGUUGCACCUGAUUUUCUAGAAAGUGUUGGAGGUCUGUCAGAUAGCAGGAAUUCUGUUGAUGAAGAUUCAAUAACCCGAAGUGCAAAAUUAGUUGCUGAAAGUCUUGCAAGGCAUAUUUAUGGCCAGGAGGGCAAAAACAUUGAUGUAUUUGCAGAUGAUAGUAGCUUAUCAGUAAAUCCUUCUUACAUACGUUCAUGGUUACAAUUUUUGUCAAUAACACCUCGAGUGGCUCCAUUUCUUUCCAAGAAUGAUCCUCUUAUCAUGGCACUGAAAAAGGAAUUGGAAGAUCACACUGCUGAUGUGAGAGUGCAACAUGAAGUACUUGAUGGGAUGUUUACUUUUUACGACUCAACAAGCGGCAGAUUACACAUCUAUCAGGUUGCAAGUGUGACAUUCGACUUACUUCUGCUGCUGGUUCUCGGGUCUUACCUCAUUACUCUAUUCAGUUUUUUGGUUAUAACUACAAGGGGUCUUGAUGAUCUGAUCAGUCUAUUCCGUCGCCCCACCUCCCGCAAAGUGAAGGCAGUUUAACUUGGUUAGUCCCGGCAGUUUGAUUAAUGCAGCACAGAUCUCAGACAGGAUCUGCAGCGCUCACUCCAUGGUUUGCGCCUAUGAGCAAAAUCUGGCAUAUUUUGCAUCCCUCAUUAAUUCGUCCCUCAAUCGUUUCUUUUAGGGGAUAGACUAGUAAGGUAGCAAAUUUUUUGUUUACACAGAAAUCCAGGAGCUUGCAUGUAACGACUUUACGUUCAAUAUGUUUGUUUAGACUAAUUUGAUGCGAAUGGAGCAGAUAUUUUUCUUUUCA